Myotis lucifugus (little brown bat) is the source of this 3153-nucleotide messenger RNA. It is a transcript of the gene MYO1H, whose product is annotated as myosin IH. The record is from RefSeq and is a predicted model, not a curated record. Gene Ontology annotation, molecular function: ATP binding; actin filament binding; microfilament motor activity. NCBI's taxonomy places the organism in Eukaryota, Metazoa, Chordata, Mammalia, Chiroptera, Vespertilionidae. Gene Ontology annotation, biological process: actin filament organization; vesicle transport along actin filament. The coding region runs from base 1 to 3153 and encodes 1050 amino acids. The transcript is spliced from 32 exons. Gene Ontology annotation, cellular component: cytoplasm; myosin complex; plasma membrane.
AUGGAAGGGGCGCUGACCGCCCGCGACAAGGUCGGGGUGCAGGAUUUCGUGCUGUUGGACGCGCACACCAGCGAAUCUGCUUUUCUGGACAACCUUCGCAAGCGUUUCCGGGAGAACCUCAUCUAUACAUACAUUGGCACCCUCCUCGUGUCUGUGAAUCCGUACCAGGAGCUGGGCAUCUACACCCUGAGCCAGAUGGAGCUUUACCAAGGGGUCAAUUUCUUUGAGCUGCCACCACAUGUCUAUGCCAUAGCUGACAACGCUUACCGCAUGAUGUGCUCGGAGCUGACCAACCACCUCAUCCUCAUUUCUGGGGAGAGCGGGGCGGGGAAAACGGAGGCCUCCAAGAAGAUCCUGCAGUAUUUCGCAAUGACCUGCCCCAUGACCGACUCCCUAGAAAUCGCCCGGGACAGACUGCUGCUCUCCAACCCGGUGCUGGAGGCCUUUGGAAAUGCCAAAACGCUCCGGAAUGACAACUCCAGCAGAUUUGGGAAAUACAUGGACAUACAGUUUGACUUUAAGGGCAUUCCCAUCGGCGGGCACAUCAUCGGUUACUUGAUAGAAAAGUCUCGAGUUGUCUAUCAGAACCACGGGGAGCGGAACUUCCACAUCUUCUACCAGCUGCUGGAGGGCGGCGAGGAGCAGCUGCUGGCCUACCUGGGGCUGGAGCGAGACCCCCAGCUGUACAGAUACCUGGCCCAGGCUCAUGGCGCCAACGAGUCGUCUAUGAAUGACAGGAACGACUGGAAAACCGUCUCCAAUGCCUUUGCUGUCAUCGAUUUCACUGAAGACGACCUGGAGAAUCUCUUUGGAAUCAUUGCCAGCAUCCUGCACCUGGGGAACGUCUGUUUUAGAGAGAACCACCAGGGCUGUGCCACCAUUCCAGUCAUCAACGAGAUCAAGUGGAUCGCCAAGCUCCUGGGGGUCCAGCCGUCGGCCCUGCUGGAAGCUCUCACCCACAGGAAGAUUGAAGCCCAAACCGAGGAGGUGAUCUGCCCACUGACGCUAGAAAACUCUGUCUACGCCAGAGACGCGAUGGCGAAGGCCGUCUAUGGGCGCACAUUCACGUGGCUGGUGAACAAAAUCAACUCCUCCUUAGUGAACAAGGAGUUCACCAAGAAAACCGUGAUCGGGUUGCUGGACAUCUACGGGUUCGAGGUCUUCGACAAGAACGGUUUUGAACAGUUCUGUAUAAACUACUGCAACGAGAAGCUCCAGCAGCUCUUAAUCGAGAGAACGCUAAAGGCGGAACAGGCAGAAUAUGAAAUGGAAGGCAUAGAGUGGGAGCCGAUUCAGUAUUUCAACAACAAGAUCAUCUGUGACUUGGUUGAAGAAAGACACAAAGGAAUCAUCUCCAUCCUGGAUGAAGAAUGUAUCCGUCCUGGUCCUGCUUCUGACUUGAGUUUCCUGGAGAAGUUGGAAGAGAAAGUGGGGAAGCAUGCGCACUUCCAAACCCGGAAGCUGGCGGGUCCAAAGGGCCGCAAGAGGAUUGGCUGGAUGGAGUUCCGACUGUUCCACUACGCGGGGGAGGUCACCUACUGCACCAAAGGAUUCUUGGAAAAGAACAGUGACCUCCUGUACAGGCACCUGAAAGAGGUGCUGUGCAGGUCCAGAAACGGCAUCCUGAAGGAGUGCUUCCUGGCGGCCGAGCUGGAGAACCGCAGGAGGUCGCCCACGGUGGGGACUCAGUUCAAGACCAGCCUGAGCAGCCUUCUGGAAAUCCUCAUCUCCAAGGAGCCCUCCUAUAUCCGCUGCAUCAAGCCCAACGAGAGGAAGGAACCCAGCAAGUUUGACGACUUCCUCAUCAGGCAUCAGAUCAAGUACCUGGGGCUGAUGGAACACCUGCGGGUGAGGCGGGCCGGCUUUGCGUACCGGCGGAAGUAUGAGCAUUUCUUGCAAAGGUACAAGUCCCUGUGCCCAGACACCUGGCCGCACUGGCGCGGGCCUCCGGCAGAGGGCGUAGAGCGGCUGAUCAAAUACAUCGGCUACAAACCGGAAGAGUACAAGCUGGGGAGAACCAAGAUAUUCAUUCGCUUCCCCAGAACUCUGUUUGCCACGGAAGAUGCUUUUGAAUUUAGUAAACAUCAGUUGGUGGCGAGGAUUCAAGCCACAUACAAAGCUUGCCUGGAAAGAAGAGUGUAUGUGAAAAAAAGACAAGCAGCCAUCAAACUCGAAACCCACUGGCGUGGAGCCCUGGCCCGGAAGGAGGCCGAGAGGAGGAAGUGGGCUGUGCUGAUUGUAAGGAGGUUCAUCAAGGGGUUCAUCCAGCGCGACAAGCCUCUUUGCCCCGACAAUGAGGAGUUUGUCGUGUUCGUGCGCAAGAAUUACAUCUUGAAUCUUCGCUAUCACGUCCCGAAGAACGUCUUGGACAAGCGCUGGCUGAGGCCUCCUGGCAUCUUGCAAAACGCAUCGGAUCUGCUCCGGAAAAUGUGCGUGAGGAACCUGGUUCGGAAGUACUGCCGCGGGAUCACAGCCGAGAGGAAAGCGCUGAUGCAGCAGAAGGCGGUCGCCAGCGCAGUCUUCAGGGGAAAGAAGGAAGGCUAUGCGGAAAGUCUGAAUAAACCCUUUGCCAACAGUCGGAUAGACGAAGGAGACAUCAAUCCCAAAGUGCUUCAGCUCAUCGGCAACGAGAAAAUCCAGUAUGGCAUCCCGGUCAUUAAAUACGACAGGAAAGGCUUCAAGGCGCGGCAGCGGCAGCUCAUCCUGACGCAGAAAGCCGCAUACGUGGUGGAACUGGCCAAAAUCAAGCAGAAAAUAGAGUACUCGGCACUCAAAGGUGUCUCUACCAGCAACCUGAGCGAUGGAUUCUUAGUCAUUCACGUCUCACCAGGAGCCAACAAGCACAAGGGGGACGCCAUCUUGCAGUGUGAGCACAUCUUUGAAGUGGUUACGAAACUCGUCAUGCUGGUUAAGAAGAACAUCGUGCAUGUUGUUCAAGGAAGUUUACAGUUUUAUAUCAGUCCUGGAAGAGAAGGCACAAUAGUUUUCGACACGGGACCAGAAGAACAAAUCUAUAAAGAUAAAAACGGACAGUUAACAGUGAACGUCCUCUCGGGGAGUCACGUCACCGAGAGGGUGGUUGUGAACGUCCCCAGCGCUACGGGGAAACGACUCAGCUUUCCCACCCCGAACAACUUCAAGGUGGUCGAGUAG